AUGACUCCCACGAUCACGUCUUAUAUGAUUCUCUUUUUAGCCGCCGUGGCUACUGCUCGACCUCUUGAACGACGAGAAGUUCCCCAGGAGCACUCUCAUGAGCAGUUUCUCACCACCGUGCGAGCAUCCCUUGCCGUCAACAACCCAGCCAAAAUCCAGGAUCCGGUUUUCGCUCUCCUAGGAAAUACUGCGGCCGCCAAAGGUGCUGGAUCAAUCACCGAUAUUAACUGCCUCCAACAAGCUGUAGCCGACCAGGCUUUUACCAACUCCAAAGCCGCCAAAGAUGUGAAAGGCAUGACUGCAGCACUGGUAUACCGAACCCUUGAACGUAAUAGCGGCACUGUCGGUGCUACUAGCGCUCUUUGUACCUCUAUCAAAGCCGUGAAUCCGGAAAUCGCAGCCUUACAACAGCAUCAGGACCCCGCUUCUACUGGAGCUGCAGCACUUAACAAGAAAAUUGCUCUAGAGUUGGCUGUCCAGAUUGCUAAGAUUGGCGGUGAUCCAAACACAGCUAUUCAAAGCGGUACCUUUGCUCCAGGUAAAAUUGGAGACCCAACUGCCAAAGGAAACACCUGCGACGAUCAAAAUGAUCCUACUGGUUGUAUAUUCACAAAGAAGCUUCUUGUUCCAGACGUUACCGCGCAGGAAAUUCAGGCUGCUCUGGCAUCUGCUGGCGUGAAAGGAUCUGCCACUGGGGCAUCUUCCACGGUACCAGCAGCAGUACCAGCAGCAGCACCAGCUACGACAUCACCCUCAACUGAUGCAUGUUCCUCCUCGACCGCAGCAACCUCAAACACCGGAGCAUCAACCAACACUGCCUCUACCACCAGCACCAGCACCUCGACAACAACCGCUAGCAAAAGCACCCUUAACCUAGGAUCUUGCAGCAACUCAUCACCUUUCAUCGUCUUUGGACCCGGCUUUGAUGGUCGUAACACAAACUCCUUCGAGCCUGCUGACAAGGCAACUUUCAACCAUGGAUCUGCUCUCAAUAUUGGAGUUGUCGCUAACUUUAUUUGUGACCGGCUGAACAGCCCUUGCAAAGCGUCGCAGUCAACUAUCGAUACAUGCAAAAAUGCUGCCAAAGCAGCCUCGUCAUUGUCAGGACAAGCCGCUGCUGAUUCAUUCAACCGUGCAAUGGCCUAA
This is a messenger RNA of Talaromyces marneffei, 1146 nucleotides long. RefSeq lists its product as uncharacterized. NCBI's taxonomy places the organism in Eukaryota, Fungi, Ascomycota, Eurotiomycetes, Eurotiales, Trichocomaceae. The record is from RefSeq and is a predicted model, not a curated record. The coding region runs from base 1 to 1146 and encodes 381 amino acids. The transcript is spliced from 3 exons.